Molecule: messenger RNA, 3300 nt
Organism: Eimeria maxima
Lineage: Eukaryota; Apicomplexa; Conoidasida; Eucoccidiorida; Eimeriidae
Exons: 2
Coding region: 1-3300 (1099 amino acids)
Source: RefSeq, a predicted model, not a curated record
AUGACAGAGGGGGAGAAGAUGGUCACUGCAACACCAGCAGCAGCAGCAGCAGCUGCUGCUGCUGCUGGUUCCCCUGCAGAACACACUGCAGCAAGCACUGCUGCGAACACUGCAGCAAACAUUGCAACAAACACUGCAGCAAACACUGCAACAAACACUGCAGUAAACACUGCAGCGGCAGCAGCUGCUGCUGCUGACCGCUUAGACCCAUUUCUUCAAAGAGCUGGCUCACAGGAGAGCGUAGCGGCAGCAACAGCAGCAUCAGCAUCAUCAGCAGCAACAGCAGCAACAGCAGCAGGAAAUAGUACACCAACAUCUACGCCCGUGGGUCUAUCUAGGAGACAGCGACACUAUUACAGGCAGCAACAACGCCUGCAGCAGCAGCAACAACAACAGCAACGUCAGCAGCAGCAGCAACAACAAAAACAACAACAACAGCAACAGCAGCAGCAACAACAGCAGCAGCAGCAGCAAGUAAUGGGUCUAGGCUCCUUACGAGGAAGCCGGUUCAGCAGCAACAUUGGCAGCAAACGCAACUGCAGCAACUGCAGCAACAGCACCACCAGCAGCUUACAGUCUGCUGAACUGGAAGUCCAUGGUGUUGAUGUUGCUGCUGUUGCUGGCAGUAUUGUUAAUCGGCUUGCCCUUACACUGCAGCAGGCCCCACGUACACUGGAUGCAGCAACAGCAGCAGCAGCAGCAGCAGCAGCAGCAUCAGAUGUAUCCCUCAGCUCCGCUCCAGCAGCCGCUGUACCAGAAACGGGAACAGCAACGGGAGCAGCAGCAGCAGAUGCCGUUGCUGCUGCUGCUGCUGCUGAUGGGCGCACUGCGCAUGAACCCCACAUUGUAGCAAGAAACAUCGGAAGGCAGGAGCAGCAACUGGAUUUUCUGCAGCAGCAGCAGGAGCAGCAGCAGCGGCAGCUCUUACUACUGCAGCAGCAACAACAGCAGCUCUCAGUAUGGCAGCAGCAGCAAGAGCAACUGUCACUAUUACAGAAGCAGCAACAGCAGCAGCUCAUACUCUUGCAGAGGCAGCAACAACAGCAACAGCAGGGGGAGCUGCAGCAGCAGCAACAGCAGCGACAGCACCACAGCAGAGCAAAGAUUGGCAAGGGUGGAUCAACCCUCCCGUCUAUUGGCCACCGUCUGAGCAGCAGCAGCAACAGCAGCAGCAGCAGCAACAGCAGCUGCAGCAGCACAUUCAGCUGCGCAAGAGAAGCAGCAGCAGCAUCUGUUCCUGUUUAUCCAUCAGCAGCACUUCGUAGCCGCCGCUGCGUCCUCAUCCCUCCUACACCUCCUCCUCGCCGUCCUGCUGCUGCUGCUGCACCUGGUUUCUAUAAGCAGCAGCACGAGAAGCAGCACCUGCUGCAGCAAAGAGCACAGCAGCUGCUACUGCAGCAGCAGCAACAAAUCAAGCAGCAGCGUGCUAACCUACAGAGACAGCAAGAACACCUAAAGCAACUACUGACACAGCAGCAGCAGCUGUUGCUGCAGUCGCAACAGGAAAACGGGCCGCAGCAGCAGCAACAGCAGCACCAGCACCAGCAACAGCAACAGCAACAGCAACAGCAACAGCAGCAACAGCAACAGCAGGAACAGCAGUAUGACCCGAAACAACUACUGCUACAGCAACUUAAGCAGAAAGGCCUCACGGACGAGCUUGACCAACAGCAGCAACAGCAGCAGCAACAGCAGCAGCAGCAGAAAGGGGCUUUUGGGGGGGUCCAUGGGUAUCUACCAGGCAAGUCGAUGCAGCCUCAGCAGCAGCAGCAGCAGCAGCAGCAAUUCCUGCUGCUGCAGCAUCAGUUGACAGGCGCAGAGUCUCCCAGCAAUAUUCAAGGAGGCGUGCAGCAAGAGCAGCAGCAGGAUACAGCAAAGGUGGGGAAGGAGCAGCAGCAGCAGCAGCAGCAGGAACUGAGAAGAAGCGGCAGCAGCACUGUCUCUACAUCAACAAGUACAGUAUGCGGAGACCCUUUGCUGCGGCGUCUCUCCUCCUUACAGGGGUCUAAGCUUGAUGCUGCUCUGAAGCAGCAGCAGCAGCAGCAGCAGCAGCAGCAGCAGCAGCACAAGCUGAUUGAACAGCAGCACGUGCAGCAGCAAACGCAAGGCGUAAAAGAACAGCAGCAGCAACAGCAACCGAGUGGGAAGCUACAGCAAGGGAGGAAGCUAUUGGAGAAGCAACAACUGCAGCAGAAGCAGCAACUGCAGCAGCCACAACAAAAACAGCAGCAGCAGCAACCCCUGUACAUGCAACACCGAAUGCUGCACGAGCUGCAGGUCCGCAUGCAGCAGAACGCGGGAGACCAGAUGCACCAGCACCUGCAGCAGCAUCAGCAGCAGCAACAGCAGCAACAGCAGCAACAGCAGCAACAGCAGCAACAGCAACAGCAGCAGGAGCAUGCAACUGCCCGUAUCCGGAGCCAAACACCAAGUCCCAGCAGCAGCAGCAGCAACAGCAGCAUGGGGCAGCAAGCCUUUGUGUAUGGAGCUGCAAGGAGAAGAUCUGCAACACCUGGCCUUUUCUCUCCUAGUUCCCCAUCUGCUGCUGCAGCAACGCAGCAGCAGCAGCACCUGUUGCUGCAGCAGGACGCUGUCCUUAUUCAACAUGCAUCUGUUGCUGAUGUUGCUGCUGCUGCAGCAGCAGCAGCAGCAGCAAAAGAAAGCAGCAGUCGUCUCCAAUCACAUGAAGAACACACAGUGCUGCAGGAGGAGGUGCAGGCGCAGGUUAUAGAUAUGGCUGCUGCUGCUGCAGUAGCAAGAAGCACAGGCAGCGCAGUAGCAGCAGCAGCAGCAGCAGCAGCAGCAAAACCCUUACCAGUACAACUUACUAGACUAAGACCUUAUCUAGUCCCUGUAGAUAUUUAUAUACCUAAGUUAGUUCAUGUCCCUCUGCAUGUAGUGCAGCAGCACGUAAAGUACGAAGCUGCUGCUGCUGCUGCUGCAGCAGCAGAUGCAGCAGCAGACGCAGCAGCAACCCCCGGUGCCACACCUCCUCACAAACAACCCCAGACAGCACAGCAGCAACACCAGCAACAACAGCAACAACAACAGCAACAACAGCAGCAGCGGCAGCAGCAGCGGCAGCUGGAGGCCUUCAACAAGCAGCAGCACCAACACUUUGCAGCAAUGAUGCAGAGGGCGAGGCAGCAAGCAGCAAUGUGUGGGGCCCAAACCCUUCCCCUUGAGCAUCUGCUGCAGCAGCAGCAACAGCUGCUGCAGCAGCAACUAGUGCAGCAACAACUGCUAGAGCAACAGCUGAUCAUGCAACAGCAACCGCAGCAGCAAGCUGUUUCCCGCUAG